GCUCAUUUAGAAAUUUUUCGCGAGUGUAGCUUGGCCGAUGGCAAGUAUGCUUUUUCAGCAAUCAGUGCACUCGCACAGCUGAGCCGUGGCAAACGUGUUUCGUUUCAAACAACAGCGGUUUAGUCUACAGAAACAACGAUCACGACCAUUCGAUUAUUGCAAUGCGCUCGCGGUUUGACUUUGUUUGAAUCGAGUUUGAAUCGAGUUUGGCGGAAAAGUAACUGCUCAGUCGGAUUCGCGUGUGCUUAUUUUCUUUAAAGACUUGAAAAACGUGUUGUAUGCAAAGGAAAUAUAUUUUAAACAAGGUCUUAAAUCAAUAUUUGAGUAUAAAGUAUUUAGCUGAAUUAAGGAAAGAAUAUUGUGCUUAAAGUGCUUGCAAAAUGCGUAUGUAUAUGUAUUGGGGGACGUUUUGAAUUAUUAGUGAAAAGAAAUUAACAUUGCGUAAAUUCAGGCUAAUUUGGGAGAGAAAAGAAAUGCAUUUUAAAUGAAUAACUAAGUAAAACUUAAAACUCGCGCAUCAACGUUUGCCAAUUGCUGAAUAUUUUCAGUGCUAAAGCGCCAAUAAAGAUAAGCCACAAAUUCAGUUGAACUAAUACAGGCUAUUGAACUACAAUGGAGGGCGGUUUAAAAAGUGAAAAAUUCAAUGGGCACAAGAUGGAGAUAGCGCACCAUGACCCCACUGAAAUAGUUGAAGCUGAGCCACUCUCUUGGAAAUUUUGGAAGAAACGUCGUUAUGUUGUUGUAUUGUUGGCCUUCUUGGGAUUCUUUAAUGUUUACUCGCUGCGCGUAAAUCUUAGUGUGGCCAUUGUGGCUAUGACGGAAAAUCGCACAGUCAUCGAUGAUGCUGGUAAUGUCUCAUAUGAACAAGAUUUUCCAUGGGACUCCAAGCAAAAAGGUCUCAUAUUGAGCUCAUUCUUCUAUGGUUACAUAACGACACAAUUUAUUGGUGGUUUCAUUGGCGCAAAAAUUGGUGGUAACAUUGUCUUCGGUUUGGGAAUCGGCACAACUGCAUUACUAACACUACUCACGCCAUUGGCGGCUAAACACAGUCUUGAAAUGUUCCUCGCCGUGCGCAUCAUCGAAGGUGUUUUUGAGGGCGUCACAUUCCCGUGCAUACACGCUGUCUGGGCGCGCUGGGCUCCUCCACUUGAGCGCUCGCGCAUGGCUUCCAUUGCUUUUGCCGGCAACUACGCUGGCACUGUUGUAGCGAUGCCUUCAUCGGGUCUAUUGGCCUCGGCUUAUGGUUGGGAGAGUGUCUUCUACGUUUUUGGAACUAUUGGGUUAAUAUGGUUUAUUGUGUGGAUGUUGAUGGUGCGUUCAGGGCCAGAUCGAGAUCGUUAUUGCUCGGACGACGAACGUGAAUAUAUACAGAAGAAGAUUGGAUAUACUGGCAGUAUGACAAUCAAACAUCCAUGGAGAGCGAUAUUUACCUCCAAGCCAUUCUAUGCAAUCGUAGCAUCGCACUUCUCCGAAAAUUGGGGCUUCUAUACGCUGCUAACUCAACUGCCAACGUUUUUAAAGGAUACCCUGAACUUUAACUUGGAUAAAACUGGUUUCAUCUCUGCUGUUCCAUAUCUUGCCAUGGGUAUUCUCCUGGGUGUCUCCGGUUACUUAGCCGACUGGUUGCAGAUAAAAAAAAUACUGACCACAUCACAAGUUCGCCGGUACUUCAAUUGUGGCGCUUUCCUCGCGCAGACCACUUUUAUGAUUUUGACCGCCUACUUGCUGGACCCAACAUGGUCGGUAGUUUGUAUUACUACUGCUGUAGGCUUAGGCGCCUUCGCAUGGUCCGGCUUUGCUGUGAACCACCUUGACAUUGCACCCCAACAUGCCAGCGUUUUGAUGGGCAUCGGCAAUACAUUUGCCACUAUUCCCGGUAUUGUCAGUCCCUUGCUAACUGGAUACCUGGUGACAAACCAAACCGCGGAAGAGUGGAAAGUGGUAUUCUUCAUUUCUGCUGGUGUUUACCUUAUUGGCUGUCUCAUCUAUUGGUUCUGGGCUUCGGGUGAGCUGCAAGAAUGGGCCAAAUUACCGGAACAAAAAGCCAUAGAGGCGGAGCAAAAACAAGGUGCUCUAAUGACAAAUGCCACUGAAAGGGAAGGCUAUGUAAAUGCUGCAGUCGAUCUGAAAGACCAGUAGCAUAAUUAGCCUUCGUUCGGAAUUUCACAAAGUUUAUAUGCACACAGAUAUACACUACAAAUCCAUGCAUAUGCAUAGGUAUAAAUAAGAAUAAAGUUGUGAUACAAAGCGUUAGCAGCAUAGUGACGGAUAUUCAAAAUCCCUUCCCGUAUUUUGCCGUGUUGUUGUAGUUUUAUUUAUAUUUAGUUAAGUACAGUAUUUAAAUGAACAAUUAAAAUAUGAACGGAUUUAAAAAUUA
Messenger RNA from Anastrepha ludens (Mexican fruit fly), 2377 nucleotides. RefSeq names its product sialin (gene MFS9). Gene Ontology annotation, biological process: monoatomic anion transport; transmembrane transport. Gene Ontology annotation, cellular component: plasma membrane. The transcript is spliced from 7 exons. Gene Ontology annotation, molecular function: transmembrane transporter activity. Lineage: Eukaryota; Metazoa; Arthropoda; Insecta; Diptera; Tephritidae. Bases 613 to 2139 code for a protein of 508 amino acids. The record is from RefSeq and is a predicted model, not a curated record.